AUUUCAGCGCCAUUUUGAGAUGUUUUUAGCAUGUAGCUAGCGUUAGCACUGCCACAGCAUGACCAGCAUGACCAGAAACAAGUGCUGAAAACGUAUCCAGAUUUGUACAUGACUGUGAAGUUAGUUGUCUAUGUGAUGGCGAGAUGACUCUAGCUAUCAUCUCAGCGAUAAAUAUCCUUACAAAACCUCUUGGUGAGGCGUCUGUGCAAGAUGCUCAGUCCUCACCCCAAGAGGCUCUCCUGGCAGUGCUUCGGGCCAACACAGCCCUCCUCCAGGAGCAGCUACAGAGUGAGAGCAGCUUCGAGGAGGUGAGGAGGUUGAGGGAGGAGGAGAUGGCGGCGGCAGACUGGUUCUCCAGCGAUACAGAAGACGCCACGUGGUGCUUUGUCCAGGAGUGUCUCCUACUGCUCCUCACCUUGGCACGACACCUGUCCGUUGAACUCGAACGUUUCAAGCAGAACCCCGCUCCAUCUGCAGCUAAACAACGCACCCCUGAGGCAGCUCCACCUUUACCUCCUGAUGUCCUCAGUGUCACCCAGCAGAAGACGCUUGUAGCAGCUCUUCAGUUUGUGGUUUCUCUGGGGCUCUGCCCAUACUUGGCCCCUGGAGUGGGUGUGUCGCUGGGUCGCAGGUCAGCAUUUGGAUCCAUGGUAGAAAAACUUGUCCGCAGUGGGCCGGUGCCAGCACUGGGACGCCGCCUUCUUACCACCACGAAUGUCCUAUUGCAGUUGGCGGAGCUGUCAUCCCUCGCCACAUUGGUUUACACACGGCAUCUGGGGGAUGUGAUGGCAGCACUGUGCCAGCUUGGCUACCAGCCAAACCGGGCAGAGAGAAGCGGCACAGAAGAGGAGAAGAUACAGGAGCUCAGUGCUGAGGAACGUCAAACUUGCAAGAAGGCCCUCGGAGGCCUUUUAGGAAAAGUCUACCAGCCAAUCGUUAUCAAGGAGCUGCUGAUCCUCCAAGGUGGACCCAAACAGUCUGCUGCAGUGGGAAGCUCCAGCGGUUCCAGCAGCGGGGCAGCUCUGGGAUCAGCUCCCACCUGGCUGAGGCGUCUGUGUGGUCAGCUGCUGUCUGAGCGCCUGAUGCAGCCUAACGGUGUCCAGGCUGUAGUCAGAGCCAUCUUGGAGGGAGGAACAGGGGGCGACUCAGACUGGAGGAAAUGUGACGGUGUGGCCAGGAUCCUGGUGACCUGCCCGCAACAGUCUGCCUCAGCAGACAACUACUACAGACAAGUCUGUCAUCAGAUCCUUGACCUCCUGCACUUCAGGGACAAGCUGACAGCCCAGCAGUUUCAGCGUGUGGCCACCAGGGCGGUGCUCUUCACGGUGCAGGAGAAGCCCAGCUUUGCCCAGCAGUAUUUGCUCACUCCUCUGCUCACACCUCUCCACCGCUGUACCACUGCUUCCAAUGAGGGGCAUUUCCAAGCUGCUGUGGAGGAGUGGGAGCUGACACGUUGUGUGAAUGAUGUAUAUAAGAUCUGGGUGGUUGGAAACAGUCCGUCAGCUUCUCUUCUCAAAGCCCUAGAACAAGUUCUUCCUGUUAUCUUCACACUCUUCUGUUUCACCAAGCAGAAUGUCUCCCAUCUACGUGAAGAGGACGAUGCUCUGUAUGAGAAGCUGUCAGGAGAGCAGUGGAGGCUGGAGUGUCUGAUGCAGCUGCUGGCUGAACUCAAAGACUCUGACCUGCCCGGAGACUUCUUCCUGGACCUGCUGGAGGAGCUGGCCAGCUGGGCAGCUGCAGCAGACGAAGAGAAGAAAGAUGAGCAGGAGUUGGACGUGUCAGCCAUGACACUCCUGGAGGUGGAGCAGCAGCUGUUGGGCCCAGCUGCGAGGCAGGGCCAGAGACUCUCUUUGCUUCAGGUGUUGGCUAUGAUGGUUGAGUCCGUGCAGCAUACUGUGCUGCUGAGAAAAACCUCACAGGUGGUGGACUUCAUGGUGUCCCUGCUUAAAAGGGCCUGUGUGGGUCUGGAUCCGGCCACUGGUCCAAAUCGUGGGAACCCCGUAGAGAGCCAGACGCUGAGCAUGGGGAUGGGCGUAGUGGCCACUCUGCUGUCUGGACCUCAGCUUAGUGCAGAGGACUACUCUUCAAUGGCAAGACUGCUCCCACCACUGGAGACGCUGUCUCAGAAGCACCCCGAGGUGGUCAUCCAGGAGUUGGCAUCCAACCUCAGAGCUAUCAUUGCCACUCACGGUGCCUACUGGCCUGAAAACCUCACCGAUGUUGCUCAGCCCUCCAGAAACCCAGAAACGACAGCAAUGAACAACAGUGUGCCUUUUGGGAAAAAACAAACCACGCAAACUGAAACAAGCGACACACAGACUAGUCCUCAUUCAUCUCCCCCGGACAGUAAUUCACCUAGCAACACCCACAUCAGACACCCAGCCUCCUCUGGAAGGUCUGCAGCAGGAAAAAGUCCAAAAGGGGGAGGAAGGACCUCUAGUACCAGUAACCUUUGCCCUCCUACUAAGCCCUUUUCUGAUUGGCUGCUAGAAGCAUGUGACCCGGACGUGCCGACCAGAGCGUUCGCCCUUAGGGUCCUGACCCAGAUGAUGCGAAAGGAAAACCCAGAGGCUGUCCAGGCACAGGAGAAAGUCCUCAUGCUCUUCUUAGAAAACCUGGAGCAUGAAGACUCCUUCAUCUACCUGUCAGCCAUUCAAGGUCUGGCUGCACUGGCUGAUUCCUACCCAGAGAGGAUUCUGGAAAGGCUCCUAAAAGACUUUCAACAUGGUCCCUCCCUCCCUACAUCCAACAAGGAGCACUCCCUGGAAACCCGCCUGAAAGUGGGAGAAGUCCUGAUGAGGGCGAGCAGGGCUAUGGGGGAACUUGCGCCCCACCUUGGCCGUCCUCUAGUCGGCGUCUUCCUGCAAGGAACCAGGGACCCUGACCAAAGCGUCCGAGCCAGCAGUCUGUCCAACCUGGGGGAACUUUGCCAGAGACUGGACUAUGCCCUAGGAACAGUGGCUCAAGAGCUCAGCUCCUGUCUGACUGCUCUGAUAAAGACAGAGAAGGAAGCAGAGGUAAGGAGAGCUGCUGUCCAUGUUAUCACCCUGCUGCUCCGAGGCCUCAGUGGAAAAACCACCCAGGUUCUCAGUGAUGUGUUGUUGGACCUGUACCGAGCUCUAAAGUGGGUGGUUCGCUCAGACCCGGAUGAUGUUGCAGUGCUCCAUGCCCAGCUGGCUCUGGAGGAGCUUGAUGACGUCAUGAGGAGGUUCAUCUUCCCUGAGCAGAAGCUGGAGAAGAAGAUUGUUGUUCUGCCAUAGAGCUCACAUUUUAUUUCCAUAGGGUUUUAACCCCUCCAUAGUUUGGACUGAUAGAGGACUUUAUUUUUAUAUGCUCGACUUAUAGGCAGCACUAGUUCUGCCUCCAUGUGAUGUGGAUUUUAUGGUCAGGCCACCCGUCUGUAACAGCAGCAGCUAAGUCUUGCAUGCCUGCAUACCAAGUCUUUCCUUUAAGAAAAGUUACAGUGACCCUAUACCAUCGUGUUCUAAUGUACUACCAACAGUCCACUUCCAAAAUAAAGUUUUAAAAACAUA
Perca fluviatilis (European perch) is the source of this 3533-nucleotide messenger RNA. RefSeq names its product transport and golgi organization 6 homolog (Drosophila) (gene tango6). The record is from RefSeq and is a predicted model, not a curated record. Gene Ontology annotation, biological process: protein secretion. Lineage: Eukaryota; Metazoa; Chordata; Actinopteri; Perciformes; Percidae. The coding region runs from base 144 to 3260 and encodes 1038 amino acids. The transcript is spliced from 17 exons.